Messenger RNA from Oryzias latipes (Japanese medaka), 2703 nucleotides. It is a transcript of the gene cdhr5-rs, whose product is annotated as cadherin-related family member 5, related sequence. Gene Ontology annotation, molecular function: cadherin binding; beta-catenin binding; calcium ion binding. Gene Ontology annotation, cellular component: membrane; adherens junction; catenin complex. The record is from RefSeq and is a predicted model, not a curated record. Gene Ontology annotation, biological process: adherens junction organization; calcium-dependent cell-cell adhesion; homophilic cell-cell adhesion. NCBI's taxonomy places the organism in Eukaryota, Metazoa, Chordata, Actinopteri, Beloniformes, Adrianichthyidae.
ACUGAAAGAUGCUGAGUCUAAAGGAAGACCAGAGAGGAGGAUUCUGGAUGCAGAGAAGGAAGACAUGAAGGUAGCUGCCGGUAGAGGAUGCAGGAGAAAGACGGAGGAAGCUGAUUGGCUGUGGAGACCCUGGAGGGAAACGCCCAAAGGAGAAGAAGAAGAUAUGAUGUCUUUAUUAAGGACUGCAGGGAAAUGAAAUGUCAUCAGACCACUGGCGCCAUGCGACAGCACGAACGCCAAUGUGCAACACGAGACCACUUAUAGAGUUCUUGAUCACACACUGCUGUCUUUGUCCACACCAGAAUCAGCUGUUUGACUUCAUGGCAUGAAGGGCUGAUGAGUGAGGAAGUCAAAGAACGUCACCCCCGGAGCUGACGGCUUAAGGUCACAGAUACAGAGAACUGUUACUUACUGCAGAGUACUGCAGAGUACUGCGGAGUACUGCAGUGUACUGCAUAAUACUACAGACGCAGACUGUGUGGUUGAUCCAGCAGGCAGGUAGACCAAAGUGAUCAGGAUGGUCAGUCCAGUCUGUUCCCCUCUCAUGAAGGUCUCACAUGUCCAUCUCCAGACCCGGCUCAGUGGUCUGGUACCGAUCCAAAUGAGGAUGCUGAGGCUGUGCAGGCUGCUGCUGUGGCAGCUGGCUGUCAGAGCAUCGUGUCACCUUGUUGCAGGUCUGUGUCGUGGCGGCUCGGACAUUUUCGCCUCGGUCAGAGAAAACAGUCCAAAGGGUCAGUUCAUCUCCAACAUCAGCAUUGGUACUGAUCCAGGAGCCCGUCCCGUCCGCCUGUGUCUGACAGGCAGGAACGCCGACUGGUUCUACUUAGAGGGUCGGUCCAUCAGACUCAACUCCUCUGCAUCCCGAGUCCUGGACCGAGAGGUUCACGGAUCCGUUCUGAAGGCAGAGCUCACCUGUUACGAACAUGAUGUCAUGCAGAUUCAGAACCGAAUCCUAGUGGAGAUCCUGAAUGUAAACGACAACAAGCCUGUGUUCCUGCAGGAAAGCAUCCAACCGCUGAGCAUCAGCGAGCUGGCUGCUGUGGACUCCGUUCUUUUCUCGGUGAAGGCAGUGGAUGCAGACGGAGACGAAAUCCGCUACGACAUCGAUCGGUCAUCGGCAGACACGUGGUUCUUCAGGAUCGAUGUGCCAAACUCUGGGGAAGUGGUUCUGAACAAACCUCUGGACUUUGAGAGCAGAACCUGCCUGCAGCUCGUCUUGUGGGCCGAGGAAUGGAACACCGUGGAAAGGUUCAACGUGUCGGCAGUCCUCACCAUAAACGUCCAGGACGGGGAUGACCAGUACCCUCACUUCCUGCCCUGCAUGCUGGUGUCUCAGAGUUUUCCGGUCUGCAUGAACCCCGUCUACACAGCAAACAUCUCCCACAAACACCAGUUUCAGGACAAGGUUCUGGAGUUUUCUCCGGGUCCAAUAAAAGCACAGGACGGGGACAGAGGAAUCAACUGUCCUCUCACCUAUUCCAUCCUGUCAGGUGAUGAGGGGGGCAGGUUUGUGAUCGACAACAGAACAGGUGAGCUCAGGAUAACAGGAGGCGUGAAGAGACCCCGUCUGCCCUCGACCAUCAAACUCAACAUCAUGGUGUGCCAGGUAGACGAUCCGCUGAAAUACAGCGUGGCAACAGUUCUGGUCAGAGUUCUGGGUGAGAAUAUGUUCCCCCCGGUCUUCAACAGAACCACCUUCAAAGGAUUCAUCAUCCAGAACUCUAGCCCCGCCUCCAUUGUCUCCACAUACGGGAACCAGGUGUUACAGGUUCAGGCAUUAGACCCCGACUUCUCUGAUGGACUGAACCAAAACAUCCGCUACUUCCUUCUGCCUCCAUCUGGACUGUACCAAGUGACCCAAGAGGGGGUUCUGAUCGGCAGAACUGACCAACUGCAAGCUUUUGACAGACACGUUUUGCAGGUCGUGGCCAGAGAUGAAGAAUCUGGAGAAGAAGCUUCUGCCUUAGUGGAUGUGGAGGUCUUACAGAGAGGACAAGCAGUGCCCCGUGGUGCGUUCAUGGAGCAGCAGCUCUUUGCGGACGUGGACAGCAGGCUCGCGGUUCUGGUCUCAGCUGUGGUUUUGUUGAUGGUUCUGUUGUUUUUCCUGUUUGUGCUGGUUUGGAUCAGCCGGAGGAGCCAAGCGCAGAACCCUGAAGAACCCGUGUCUGUGGGGAAACGUGCAGCUCUGGUGCACUCCGAUCCAUCUGUCUCUGAGAGCCAGUCUUUGUUCUCCGGUGGAACCAGUAGUGGACACGGUGAACCGUCCUUACCGUCUGAGAGCCUGCAUGGCAGAGAGGGGGUCUACACCAGGAGGCCGUCCAUGCCCCCCCCGCCUUCGUCACAGCUCUUCCUCAGAGAAACAGCCGGACGCCGUCCGUUUCAGUCAGACCUCUGCACUGUCCUGGAGAAACCUGAGGGUGGCGCUCACACCCGGACACAGUGGGCUCACCUGAGGUUGCAGGUGAGCCCAGAAGGGACAUGACAGCGCAUAGGGACGGCGACACGAAACCAGAAGGACUAAAGGAACACCUGAUGGACGAGCAGCCCAGCCAAUCAAAGAGCAGGAACCCACUCACCUGCAGAAGCAACACCUGAGGAAGAGGCUCCACUUCAGUCCCACCGCUGGAUUUGUUCAGAAUCACUUUGGUUUGAUUUUAUGGAAAAUGUUGAUCUUUUAAAAAAUAAAAACUGCUUUAAAAACAG